Messenger RNA from Dreissena polymorpha, 2555 nucleotides. RefSeq lists its product as uncharacterized. Gene Ontology annotation, cellular component: kinetochore; Mis6-Sim4 complex. NCBI's taxonomy places the organism in Eukaryota, Metazoa, Mollusca, Bivalvia, Myida, Dreissenidae. Bases 218 to 1042 code for a protein of 274 amino acids. The record is from RefSeq and is a predicted model, not a curated record. The transcript is spliced from 8 exons.
UUUCAACAGAAUUCAGUGUAUAUCACCAUUCUUUGAAAAAAAAUCACAAAUGAAAUUAGAGGAUUCUGCAAUAUGCAAUAUGAUUUCGCGAUCAAUAGCUCACUUCUCGAGUUGACUGAAGCUCAUUCGGACAAAAUGCCAUCUACGGAAUCCUCGGCGAGAUAGAUCUCGUGUCUAAUCUACCAAUCGUAAUAUAUGGACUAGCUCCGGAACAUCCAUGGAUUUUCUGGAGAGCCGUGAUGCUGCGCUACGUAAAGCCAGAAGUGAGCAGCAUCUCCUGCACCAGCAGCAACUCCUGAUACAGAGACUCAACAACCUGCAGAAGGAAAAUGACCAGUUGCGCCGUGACCUGACUGGAAACCCUGGUGGCUGCAGUGACCUUGACUACAAGAGAUAUGAGCUCCAACAAGUGUUGGACAUGUACAGACUCACUGGUAUAAGUCUGCUGCCGUCCUCACACUGUGACUCUACAUCGUUCACAGUCAGGUUUGAUCCCCUCUUUGGCGACCAGCUGCCAUCUGCAGCCUUCUACACACUGCAGGUAACCAAGAAGGGAGACAACUACCAGACCGGCCAGCACAGCUUACCUCCCUUUGUACCACUUGACAACUUGGUAAAGGAUUAUUUAGAUGCAGGGGAACUGUCGACCUUUCUAGAGCAGAUUUCCAACCACCUGUAUUCCUAUGUACAGAGGAGAGAAGCCUGUGCACUAAUUAAAAAAGAGUUUAAACUCAUGCUGGGAGACAGUCUGGAGGUGGACUUACCAGUGACGUUUGUCCGUAUGUCUCUCACGGUAUCCGAGAGUGUACCGCCUCUGGAGGUUACGCUGCAGUAUAAAACUAGUGAUGUAUAUCCUCACAAAGUGUACGUCCGUUUUAGUACGUCAGAGGACACAGAAUACGCUAUUCCAAGAAAGAAGUUGGAGAAGUUAUGCUCAAGGGCAGAGACCAUUCUCCUACAGAACCUUAUAUACCCCUCGAUGAAAGCAAUCGUAAAGAUGUUACAAGUGCUCCACAAACACCACAGCAGCCAAAAAGAAUAGUAGUGCACUAGCUUGGCUGUUUUUUUUAUUCUUUAGCAAGGGCCUUAUAUAGGCCCCUUCCCCCAAGAGAAAGGCCCCUUGAAGGGCCUUUUCCCGAGAGAAUUUCAUUUAAAUGAUGCAAAUUUUCCUAAAUUUCAAGCUUACUUUGGGAAAUGUCUUCCCCUUUUCAGUUUUGUUCGGUAAAAAAAUCGCCAAAAACGAAGGCCAGGCCCUUUUCCCAAAGUCAAGAAAAAAGCCCUGGUACUAGGUUAUCAUCAAAGACAAACAUUUCCUGGUUAUUAUCCCCCGCCAUAGGUGGAGGGAUAUUGUUUUGGCGGUGUCCGUCAAACCGUCUUUCCGUCCAUCCGGAGCAAUAUCUUGGAAGUGCUUUGGCGGAUUUCAUUGAAACUUGGUAUGAGUAUAUAUAUAGAUAAUAGGAUGAUGCCAUUGUACACCAUCUGAUAAUAACAGAGUUAUGGCCCUUUGUAUCUUGAACAAAUGCUUUUUGUGUGUCCAGAGCCAUAUCUUGGAAGUGCUUUGGCGGAUUUCAUUGAAACUUGGUAUGAAUGUGCGGUAGCAUAUUGGCGGGGGAUAUCAAUUCAAUGAAUUUGCUUGUUAUUUAUUACAUUGGGUCAUGUAGUGAUUUUAAAUUCAACUUGCCCACUGAAGGUGAUGACUAAAUUUUGCUACUGACCAAAAAGAUACCUGAAAUGUUGAAUGAUUGAUGUACAAGUUGUUAAGGCCUUCAUGUUUUGCCUUACUGAAACAUAAUUGUGUGUAAGAAGCUUGUGCAUCUUUAAUAGAAGAAUAUAUUUUUAUACUAGUAAAUGUGGGACAAAAUCACAGUUGGGCAACAAAGUUUGCCUAUGAGAAUUUUGUAUUUAGCUGUAAAUUAUUGUAAUUUUAUAUUACACAUAUACAUCUAAGAAAUCUUAAUGUUUUUACAUUAAAAAUAAAAUUUCAUAUUUGAUUGUUGAAUUGUAUAAAGCGAUUGUUGAAUUGUAUAAAGCCUAUCUAUGUUAUACAUUAUUUUUAUCAAAUAAUUUAUUGGAAGAAUUGUAUUCAAUAUCAUAUUGUAAUUAUUUUAUCAGUAUGUCUUUGAUAUAUGAAUUUUGUAUGCCCCCAAAAGAGGGCAUAUAGUGAUAGGACCGUCUGUCUGUCUUUCCGUCACACUUUGCAUUUAGGUUUCGCAUUUAGAUUUCGAAAAAAUGCUCAUAACUUCUAUGUCGCUUCAGAUAGCAACUUGAUAUUUGGCAUGCAUGGAGCUGCACAUUUUGAGUGAUGAAAGGUCAAUGUCAUCCUUCAAGGUCAAAUAUAUGGCUUCAAAGCGGCGCAUAAGGGGGCAUUGCGUUUUUGACAAACACAUCUCUUGUUGUUUGAAUGUUCUUCCAUUCUAAAAUAUGUAUUUAAAAAAAUGCUGGUUUUGUAGUUUAAACACUGAUAAUUUUCAUGUUAAAUUUACUGUUAACUGAUAAAAUGUUUGAUUUUUAUAACAUUGUGCCUGAUAAUUAUGUCAAUAAAUUGCUUCUAUAAA